This is a messenger RNA of Trichomycterus rosablanca, 1068 nucleotides long. Its product is annotated as cytochrome P450 2D15. Lineage: Eukaryota; Metazoa; Chordata; Actinopteri; Siluriformes; Trichomycteridae. The record is from RefSeq and is a predicted model, not a curated record. Gene Ontology annotation, molecular function: heme binding; oxidoreductase activity, acting on paired donors, with incorporation or reduction of molecular oxygen, reduced flavin or flavoprotein as one donor, and incorporation of one atom of oxygen; iron ion binding. Gene Ontology annotation, biological process: xenobiotic metabolic process. Bases 83 to 412 code for a protein of 109 amino acids. The transcript is spliced from 3 exons. Gene Ontology annotation, cellular component: cytoplasm; intracellular membrane-bounded organelle.
CGCUGGUUCAGAAUGGGAUUGUGUUUGCUGGAAGGCCGUCCAUGCCCGUAAUCGAGUGGAUCACCGGCGGGAAACGCCGGUCAUGGCAAAUUUAGCAGCCAUAUUGAUGGAUAAAGAUCACUGGAAACAUCCGGACACGUUCAACCCCGAGAACUUUCUGGAUGACAACGGCCAGUUCUACAAAGACGAAUUCUUCCUGCCUUUCUCUCUGGGUCCGAGGGUUUGUCUCGGCGAGUCUCUUGCCAGGACAGAGCUCUUCAUCUUCUUCACCUCUCUGCUGCAGAGGCUGCAGUUCUCCUGGCCCCCCAAUACACCACCUAUCGAUAUGAAUGGCAUUAUGGGCAUGGUGAAAAUGCCCCAUCCGUUCCAAAUGAUCUGCAGGAGUAGAGAUGUCCAUCAUGUCCAGAUGUAAAGCUUUGAAUUUUAAAAUAGGCUUCAUUACCUCGUUCAGUCUUCCCACAGACAGUGACUAUGAACAAGGAUCAAACCCUUGGGCCAAGGAACUGUGAUGUUAUGUAGCACCCACACUACCUGCUAUACCACCACAUUACCCUAUUCGAUAUUUCAUCAUAUGAUCUGACAUAAUAAACUAAACUAUAGAGCCAAAAGUAUUUGGACAUGCUUUUAACUUGUGCCAACAAAUGAAUUAGGUGUGGAGGGACUCAGAUCGCUGACCUCAACUCUGUAGAACACCACUGGGAUGAAUUGGAACUAAAUUGGACACAUUUCAAAACCUUGCAGAUAGCCUUUCAUAAGAGCACAGGACUAGUAAUCCAAAGGUUGCUGGUUCAAGCCCCACCACUGCUAGGUUGCUGCUGUUGGGCCCUUGAGCAAGGCCCUUAACUCUCAGUUGCUCAGACUGUAUACUGUAACUGUAAUGUAAGUCGCUUUGGAUAAAGGCGUCUGCUAAAUAAAUGCUGAAAAUGUAAAUGUUAUAGCUGCAAAGACUGAGCAACGUCAUGUAUAAGCUCAUGCUCAGGUGUCCACAUACAAAAAUCACUUGUGGUCUUCACUUCUUGUACCUAAAUAAAAGUGUUAAACAUUAAACAAUGUAUAACAUUAAAACCA